This is a messenger RNA of Platichthys flesus (European flounder), 7000 nucleotides long. RefSeq names its product nuclear receptor subfamily 6, group A, member 1a (gene nr6a1a). Gene Ontology annotation, molecular function: sequence-specific DNA binding; zinc ion binding; DNA-binding transcription factor activity. Lineage: Eukaryota; Metazoa; Chordata; Actinopteri; Pleuronectiformes; Pleuronectidae. The transcript has 10 exons. Bases 233 to 1687 code for a protein of 484 amino acids. Gene Ontology annotation, biological process: regulation of DNA-templated transcription. The record is from RefSeq and is a predicted model, not a curated record.
GCUCCAGUUACUCCCCGUUGACUGAAGCAGGGGACGGUGGUCAGGGGUGAGCCAUCCAGGCUGAGAAGAGACAAAGCAGCGCCAGCACGAAUCACCUCAGACUGCACCAUCUUCAUCAUCAUCAUAUUCACCACCACCACCACCACUGUCACCUCAGCAGCAGCAGUGUGCAGGUUUCCCGCGGUGUUGAGAGGCGACGGCGGGCUGACACGGGAUCAGCCCAUGCAGGAGGAUGGAGAUAGAGAAGAGGACGAAUGGGUUCGACUACCCGGAAAGAAACAACACCAAGUCCGUCAACGGCUUUUACACUGACCAUCCGAUGGAGUCUGAACAGAAUGACAGCAUGGAUGAUCCAGCUGACCAGCGUACUUGCCUUAUCUGUGGAGAUCGUGCCACAGGCCUGCACUAUGGCAUCAUCUCUUGUGAGGGCUGCAAGGGCUUCUUCAAGCGCAGCAUCUGUAACAAACGUGUGUACCGUUGCAGUCGUGACAAGAACUGUGAGAUGUCACGCAAGCAGCGCAACCGCUGCCAGUACUGCCGCCUGCUCAAGUGUCUGCAAAUGGGGAUGAACCGCAAAGCAAUCAGGGAGGAUGGCAUGCCAGGAGGGAGGAACAAAAGCAUCGGGCCUGUUCAGAUCACGGAGGAGGAGAUAGAGCGGAUCAUGUCAGGGCAGGAGUUCAAGGAGGAUGCCCCGGAGCACAACUGGGGCAACAACGGCGACAGUGACCACAGCUCUCCCAGCAAUGGAGCUUCAGAGGGCAACCAGCCGUCACCUGCCUCCACACUCUCAUCCAAUCGCUCUGUGGAAAUGAACGGCUACACGGCAGCCCUCAGGGACCAGUACAUCAACACCUCCAUGUCCACACACUACCAGCUCCUGCCUCACCUGUUCAGUUAUGCUGCCCAGUCAGGCCUGCUGGCCCCCCAGCCCCGCAGCAUCUACCCACAGUCCCACCCCCUGGUGCUGCAGCUGGUGGCAGCUGAAAAUCUGGCCCCACUGGCCACACCUAUGCUCAUAGAAGACGGGUACAAGGUGACGCAGGUGGAGCUGUUCGCCCUGCUGUGUCGCCUGGCAGAUGAGUUGCUCUUCCGUCAGAUCUCCUGGAUUAAGAAGCUGCCAUUCUUCUGCGAGCUUUCCAUAGAGGACUACACCUGCCUGCUAAGCUCCACCUGGCAGGAGCUCAUCCUGCUCUCCUGCCUGACUAUCUACAGUGCCCAGAUCUUCGGAGACCUGGCUGACAUCACUGCCAAGUAUACACCGUCUGAUGACGAGCUGCAGGGCUUCAGUGAGGAUGGGAUGGAAGUCAUGGAGAGGUUGAUAUAUCUGUUUCGUAAGUUCCACCAGUUGAAGAUCAGUAAUGAAGAGUAUGCAUGUAUGAAGGCCAUCAACUUCCUCAACCAAGAUAUCAGAGGACUGUCCAACACCUCCCAGCUUGAGCAGCUGAACAAGCGCUACUGGUAUGUGUGUCAGGACUACACUGAGUACAAGUACCCGCACCAGCCCAAACGCUUUCCUGAAAUCAUGAUGUGUCUGCCGGAGAUCCGCUGCAUCGCAGGAAAGCUGGUGAAUGUCCCUCUGGAGCAGCUCCCGCUAUUGUUCAAAGCAGUCUUGCACUCCUGCAAAUCCAGCCUGACCAACUACAGGACCGGCCCAUUGCCCUGCGUGACCACCUCCGCUGGAAACUAGACCCCCCCGACAAGCAGAGUCGAGGGAUUGGUCCCCCCCCUUGUGAAUGUGACAAGCAGCUAGUUUGUUUUUUGUAACUUUUUUCUUUAUAUAUUUAUUACAUGACAGAGCUGAAUGUAUGCUGAUUUACACUGUGCACAUGCUUCUAUGCACAAAUGCUCGUAGAUGCAUUGGUCUUUGGAGUUUACAAGUGUGUAUCAAGUUUGCUCAAUGUGUCGGUGUUGCCAUUGUUAGAACUAGACUUUAAGAGAGUUUAUUUUAUUCAGACGGGGGCGGAUAGACACGUGAUGAGUGUUUUGAGACUACCUCAGGAAGAUGUUAUGAUGUUAUGUGUUUUCAGGUACCCUUUUUUUGCUGUUAAAUGAAGAGAGGCCCAAAACCAAAUUCCUGUGGAUGCUUUGGCAACUCAAUCAGAGACUGAAUGUUCAAAGGAGCUGCAUAAAUCAAAGAUUGAAAUCCAGUCUUGAGUUACACUGAAAAUGCUAAGCUAGUUAGAAAAACUGAGCUUUUUUAUCUGCAUGGACUCUUAGAUAUUCUGCUAAUGAGAGGUUAUCUUGUCAGUUUAACAUUCCAUGAGUUAAGUGACAGUGGUUGGUUCUGUGGGAUCUUCAUUGAAAAACGGAGAAUACGGGUAUUUUUUACAAUCAUAGACUGGGGAUGUAAGGCUUUAAUGAAGAGGAAGACGAGGAUAUGUAGGUUUGCUGUUAUAGUUUUUAUUGUUUUCCUUUUUUGACCAAAGUGUUAUGCAAUGCUUUUUUCAAACACCCAUUGAAUGGUGGGGAGCUGAUAGCUUCACAAAGAAAAAAGGUUUAUUAUCAAUGAAGGAUCAAGAUAAGAAAUGAAUCAAUCUAUGCUAGAGGGGAGAACCCUUUGCUGGACAGAUAAGUAUGUUGCCGCAUUUCAUUCUAAAUGCUACUAAACAUGCGCACAUUCUUAUGCACACAUACUAUAUGCAUAGAGCAGACUUUAUUCCCAGUCUUUGCUUCUCCCUUUGCUUCUCAUGAGACGGCUCAUUAUUUGGGCUCUUUUGCCUGUAGUACCAGGAACUUGGUGCUUUUUCAACAUACCUAAAUCUAAGGUCCGCAAUACUGUUGUGUUGUGGGUUAAAGUGGUAGUCUGUGUAAUGCUGAGGUCUUCAAUUCAUUCAGAACACACCAAAAUCAUGAAACAUAACUUUAGGUGUUCUAAAUAGCAAGAGAUCUUCACAGGUGAGUUGAUGUAUACUUGACCUAGUAGAACCAAAUUAGAACCAACAACAACUGGAUUAAAAUCAUAGAGGUCAAUUGAACCUAAGUCCAUGAGAAGUGAUUAACAGUAGGCGGUCAUUGCCGAUGGUUCAUUUUAAGCUGGUGCAGAGUGCUAGCCUCUGUUAGCUUUUCCAGCUUCAAACCAUUUGGGAAUACCCCAAAUUAAAAACAGACCUAAGACCAGUUGUAGUUUAAGUUAGACCUAACUUCAAUCUAAAGGGGACUAGUAAGUGUGACCUGGUUCAGUUCAGGUCUUCAGGGUUUAAAGGUUGUUCCGAAAAUCAAUAAGGUAAAUUUUAAGUUUAUCAACAGCAAAGAACUUGCGGAUUGUCACUUUAACCCAGAUGAAAGGGGAUUCAGUUGGAUUGAUCUGGGCCAUGUCUUAAAGAUUCUAGGCUAGUUUUUGAGAAUUUCAGUGACCUCUGGCAUGCAUAUAACCUCUGUGACAGAUAUGCACAUUGUUAAAAAAUAAAGCCAUAGAAAAUAGUCUUUAUUUUUGAAGUAUGAGAUGAUCACUUCAAACUACUUGAGGUUUCUUCUUGGUUUUCUUCAAGUUUUUAGCCGUUUCAUGACGUAUGAACAAUUUUGAAAUGCAGACACAAUGCAGUUCUUGCAACGACUCUUUUUUGCACACGACGGUGAGGUGUGGAGACCUUGACUCUCGGCCACUGCCCACCAAGCGUGUUGCUCUCUCUCAGGUCCCUGCCGACCUGGAUUUAAACAGGGUAAAGUGAGUGUUAUGUAUUGCAUUCAGGAGUUCCUCAGUGACCAUGCUGGUGUACUUGUAGUAUUAGUAGAUGUAGGUUCCAGGACAUUGUAGGUCCUCUGUAGAAAAAGUGUUUUUUUUCUCCACUUUAUUUCCCCCAAGUCCCCACUCCCCCCCAUUCGGUGAAAGUGAAUGUAGUUUUAAGGUGAGACAUGCAGUGUGGAUAUUCUCUUGGCAGUGAUUAUGGAUGGAGCAAUGUCUGUGGCAUCAUCAGAAUGUCAUGGCUUCUCCUGCAAGUUUCUAUCUACCACUCUGUAUGCAGCAUUAACUCUACCACUAGUCCAAUGCAGUGAUUAUCUUUCAAAUGUUUCAGUUAGCCUCUUUUCAUCUUUUGAUUUUUAUACAUUUUCAUGUACCUAUGUAGUUAUUGUGAAUGUUUUGGUUUUUUGUUGUUUUUCUUUUUUUUUGCAGAGUGAAGAGAAGGCUCUAUCAUUUUCAAAAUUUUCAACAGAUUCUUGACUUUUUUUACAUUAAUAAUUACUGAAAACAAAGUAUUACUCAGGCAAUGUCAGCUACAUUUUAUGUUGACAAUGCUGACAGUUUUUUAUGCAUUAUUUGAUUUAUUUACAAUGUGAUGUUGUGGAGCAAUUGUUGCUUUCAAACUUGAAUUACACACAUUUUCUACUACCAUUGUUCUCAGAGCAGCUGCAUCAGGUCUAUAGACAAUAUUAUCUGUGUCUUUACGGUAAAUUAUACAUCAUCAUCACACAGACUUCUCAGGUUAAAGGGUUAUUUUAGUUAAAUUAUAUUAAACAUACUAGAAAAAAAAUUCUCACUCACCCCGAGGAAUAUGUAGCCUUGGAAGUGGUUUUGAUUUGAUCAGCUGCAGUUUUGAAAUAUCUUUCACCCCCUAUAAAAUGGGAGUGGAUAGAGUUUAGCUUGUGGUGCUCACAUUAUUAGAAAAUUUAAUAUUUAAAAACAUGUCUUUCUGCAAAAAUCUGUUCUUUAGUCCUAACUGGAAUUGGGUUUUCAUUGGAACUACUUUCUUUCAAAGAAAUAGUCAAUAUGAAACCAGCAGCAGUGUGUAUAGUGCGCAGAGACUUAAAGAAUAUAUAUUUAUAAUGUACUUUCGUCAGUUAUGUAAGCACCACAUGGAUAUCUUAAAACCUAGCAUAUACAACCAGAACUAUAUACGGUGCCAGGUGAGAAAAUGUGUUUAUGCAAAUUUAUGAUGUGACCCUUUAAUCCACAUGUUCUCAGGGAUAGAUUUUUUCAUGUAACAGAAAUCUGUGUGAUGUGAUCGAUAAUGUUAAGGGAAAAAUCCCCCCAAAAUGCUUUAAAGUGUUUAAUGACAGAAAUUCCAAAGAUUUGAAAUACAAGUGUUAUCUGUCAAGUUUGGUGUGAGAAUGGAAAGACCAAGGACUGCCAUUUUUGCAUUGAUUAUCAACAGUCUAGCUUAUCUGUACAGAAACAGUCAGGGAAACAUAGAACCCUGCUAACUGUGAAAAUGUUCAGGGUGGCAAAGAACAAAGUCCCCUCAUGUCAAAGUAACUCCAGGAAUUUAGUGAACAUCACAGACUGCUGAGAUCUGACGGUGGAAGAGGAUCUGAAGUGGGAUUUUUCCUUUAAUGUAGCAGUUAUUGCUAAUCAAAGUUUAAAUAAAAAUAUCUACUGCUACAUUACUGCCACUGCUCUGACUUCCUCACUGGCAUUUUUUGAUACACAUAUGCUGAUGAAAGUGUUCCUUUUAUUUUCUGUAUUUGUAUUUGUAUUUUUUUUUGUGCAGACAAGGGAUGUCAUUUGCAAUUUCUGUACUGAAACUACCUCUUUAUUUGUCAUCAUGUUACUUUCAAAUAGGUGAUUUUUUUGUCUUAUUUAUUGGUUUCAUUGCACCAAUGUUCUGUUAUUUUGUCUCUUAUUUCACUCAGUGACCUCUCAGCUUUAGAACACGUGCUGAUGCCUGUUUUAUUUCCCAUUUUUCGAAUGCUUAAACAUGUUGCCUCAUUUUCCUUUCUAACUCACACUCGUCUGCUGCCAGCAGCUUUUAUUUCUUUGAUCUUUGACAUUUUUACAGGUUAAAUUAGUGUCAUCUUCUUAUAAUCACUCCUGCCCUGUUAUCCAUACAAAAGAUGAGAGAAUGUCAAUGACAAUGUCCGCGUACUGAUUAAGCAUUCACCUGAUGCAGGGCAUUCUUACUGCAGUUAACUAGUGCUUUAUUUUCCCUAGCUGUCCUUUUUGAAGUACGUCUUGUUAUCUUGUGAAGGGCUGCUGGUUGUUUACACUAUAAUCACCAUAUCAUGAUAUUACAGUGUGUCUGGGUUUUUUCUGUGGUCCUAUGAUUGUUGAUCAUUGACAGGGCCUUUCAAGGUAACAUGGAGUGUUAACAAUGGGACUGCUAUCAACUGUGACUUUGUUAAUGCUGCUCGUGAUCAAUUAUCAAUUGUCGGAGAAUGUAAAUGUUUAUCUCCUGUUUACAUGCUCUCACUUGCUCAUGUCACCCUGAUGCAGCGGCAUGCAACAACAGACAGUGCAGUGCAGUGUUAUCGCUGGGGUUGUACUUAUAACGCUUUUAAAUGGAAGCUGCCAGCCUUACUUACUGAUGUGAACGUCAUAAACGUAUGAAAAGUUCUGCCUUCAAAGUUAUAUUUUGUUUUUGUUUUUCAUCUUUCCAGUAACUUUAAGGACUGAUACAGAGAUUAUAUCCACACUUUAAGCAAUGUGAAAACCAUUUUUAACAUCCAUUAUAACCUUAGGGAAAUGGUUUUCAAUCGACCUAUCAAACUGUUGGCUUUAUUAGUAAACAGACUUUUUCAAAAAUAAUAACUUUUACUGUCUAGUCAACUGACAGUUUUCAUUGCUUGUGUUGGACUCCUGUUGCAAUAGUCUAAAGGUGCUGCCACUGGAUAGUCAAUGUCACAUUAACUGUAGGAAUAGCCAUUAAAAACGUAUAGAAAAGAAACGUAAAGUCAGAUUUUGCACUAUUUUAUUUUUUUGCAGAUGUCGUCAGGGAGGAACAACUGUUAAAAGCCAGUACAGGCAAACAACACAAAACGUGUUGAACCCUAGUGCUGUAGCACUGUGAUAACUGUGUUGUUCAGGAGCACAUUAUGAUAAUGAGAAGAGUUUGGAGGAAGUGAAGGAGAAUACAAAUCUGACAUAUCUCAGGGAAGAAAUAGAUUUACACAUGUCAACACCUGUGAUCAGACAAUUGAAAUGCCUUUAUGGUUUUCUCUCAGAAAUCUCUUGUCUGCUCUUGUUACUUUAACUACCUGUGAAGAAUGUGAUCCAUUACGUGUUAAAAGCAUGUUUAGAAUAUGUUAGGACUUGAAACCAAAUAAAUGUGAAUGUUAUGCAAGUGUA